Messenger RNA from Paramecium sonneborni, 446 nucleotides. The record is from the annotation of a GenBank genome assembly. NCBI's taxonomy places the organism in Eukaryota, Ciliophora, Oligohymenophorea, Peniculida, Parameciidae.
UAAUAAUUAUGAGUUCAGAAGAUGACAAAGAUCAAAAAUUGCUUGAAUUACAGAAAAUAGGAAGAAACUUAGAAUUAUAAAACUACCAAUUAAGAUAAGAAUUAAAGUAGUUGAGGUCUGAUCUAAAAUUUAAUUGUAUUUAGAUUAUUAUAUCUAAAGUUCAUAAAGUAGAUAUGAAUGAGAAAAAAUAAGUUAAAUAUGUAUUAACACAUUCUCAAAUUCAUAUAGAGAAAAGGGAAGCAGAAAUUAAUUUUUUAGAAAAUCCAAAAAGAUUAAUACUUUAAGGGAUAGGAUAUUGUUAUGUAAAAUAAAACACAUCAGAAUGUUACACUUUCUCAUAUACUAUAUUACUUACUGAUGAAUUGAAAUAAGACCCAAAAAUUAUAGCUACAGAUACAAAAAUUGAAAUUAUUUUCGAUAAGAACUAGGAUAAUAGUUUGAGAUGA